UCCAGCUACGAGUUGUUCCUUCCUGUGGGAAAGCCUGCUCUGGACCUCUAGUGUAGAACUUACUGUCGAGGCAUACGAUUGUGGUCGUCGCUUGUUGACGGGCAUGGGAGGACAUUACGGUAGGGUCGCUGGUUGGUCUCGCAAUAUCAGUUGCGAUGUCUUUGUGUUGGACUCAUGCCGUGGAUCGAUGGAGCAUUUGAAGUGUGACAAGAGUCUUGAUCUGCAUGAGUGCUGUUACUACCUUGGAGUGAGUCGACAGUGAGAGGCGUUUUUAUUCGUUUUUCGUUCUUGUUUUUACCGUUUUUUAUUUUUUUAAUUAUUUUUAUUUUUUUAAAUUCUUUCUUUCCAUGAGUUGAUCGGCCCGCUCAAGAUACUUGCGAGCUUUCCUUGGUCGUCAUCGAAGGUGGCGCCGACGUCGUGAUUGAGAGGAGUAGGUGUCGAUGCGGAAGUGCGAACGACGUCUCUCGGAAUCACAACUCGGUGGUGGUGUUUGCUCCAGCUGCGUAGAGGAGAGACCCGCAGCGCUGUGGAGAGGGACGAACUUUAGUUUUAGUGGGAAAGAAUCCGACGCCGUGUGUAGCUGCCUCAGAGUCGCUUCGUUUCGGAAUUAACAGAGCUGAUCCGCACGCGUUAGCAGUACAGGAAGCUGACUGCUCUUUGGGGAGUGCAGAGGACGAAUUUCAACUAAAUGGAGAGGCAAGGGUUUUAUCACAGAUUUUUACCGACGGCAUCAAUGGUAGUCAUGGGGAUGGUAACGGUUUAAGUCCGGCGUUAUUCAUGCCUUUGGAAUUUGACACCGUGGAUCGUAGCAAGAGCGACCCCGACGGGACUUUCAGAAACGCCGGAUCUCCAAAUCUGCAUUUAGAAUUCCUCGAAAAACUCUGUCAUGGUUGAAUGGACUGAGUUUCAUGCUGGUCGACGCAGGAAUUCUGACAUGGAGCUCCAUUCUCGGAGGCCAAUGAGCCGGAGCUUCGAUUCCGCGGAGCCCAAGCCUAUUAUUGACGUGAUCAUGGAUUGUGGAACUGCCCGGCGCGUGCAAAUUCAGUCCAACCCUCGAGUAACGAUCUUGAAGGAACACAAAAUGCGGUCUCGGUCAAUGCCACUAGAGAACGGGAGUGCGGAAGAAACAGCUCUUCGCGUUAUUCGAGAAUGUCUGGCCGAUGAUCUCUACUCGGACGACCUUGACUACAUCGCUAAUAUCGAAGCCGUGCAAAACUGCGACGGCGAUGGCUAUGGCGGUGCCGGAAGCUUGCAGAACAAGAUGACAGGACAGGGUUGCUUCAGCCCAAAGUGGCAAAGCAGCCACAAGUGGGUAAAGGUGCUCAUAAGCCCCAUGAUGUCGAGGAACCGAGUGUUUCCGAGCCGAUCUAAGGAGGUUCGUAAAGGGAAGGGCUCCAGUAAGAGGCUAACGCGAUUCCCUUCUUCCGAUUGGAGUCGCAAAGACGCGAAUGACGAUAAAUUGUCGCCGCACUGGAGAAAGCAAGCGAAGACUGGCUCGAAGACUACCAUACGGAGCUCUGUGCUGUCGUGGUUACAGCCGGAUGCAGCCAAGCCAAGGCCAAAGAAACAGAAGCAAAUGGAGCUGUGCACAUCGUCGUCUUCGUCUUGCGGAAUGAGUCAUUCGGGAUUCACGGAUCCGUGGCUCAAAGAUCUUAUAACGGUAGGGCACUUGCACGAGAUUGCCGAAGAGCAUGAGAUCUUCAGUGAUGAUGAAGCGGACAAUUUGGAAAGUAUCAACUCGUUUGGAAAGUUCCUUCUGAUUGCUGCUCAGAGACAACCUAAGGCAGGCCUCACACGUAUUUCAAGUGCAACCUUCUGACCUGCUAAUGACGCCGCAAUUUUCUCUCAACGUAUGCUAUUAGUAGAACGCUCGGCGAGCCUCGGGGUUAACUGAUGCCCCCAAGUUGUAGAAUACUGUCUGAGAAUACAACCGGAUAGAGAUUUCAAUUCCACUUUCAAAACAUAAAGAGCAACCAUGCUCUUAGGUCGGAAAUGGGCACAGAUGGGGAUCUGCAUCCCCUCUCCACGAUUGUAUUUGACACCGAUAUUUGCAAGUGAAAUCGAUAUGGUGCUCGGGGAAUAAAAUCCUGCCCUGCAUCAAUUCUGUAAA
Messenger RNA from Physcomitrium patens, 2110 nucleotides. RefSeq lists its product as uncharacterized. NCBI's taxonomy places the organism in Eukaryota, Viridiplantae, Streptophyta, Bryopsida, Funariales, Funariaceae. The record is from RefSeq and is a predicted model, not a curated record.